Molecule: messenger RNA, 375 nt
Organism: Colletotrichum abscissum
Lineage: Eukaryota; Fungi; Ascomycota; Sordariomycetes; Glomerellales; Glomerellaceae
Product: prefoldin subunit
Exons: 4
Coding region: 1-375 (124 amino acids)
Biological process (GO): chaperone-mediated protein complex assembly; protein folding
Cellular component (GO): cytoplasm; prefoldin complex
Molecular function (GO): protein-folding chaperone binding
Source: RefSeq, a predicted model, not a curated record
AUGGCUGAGGUGCAAGCAAAGCUGCAAAAGCUAUCGGAGGAAUACCAGGCGCUGCAACAGGAACUUCAGACCACCGUCCAGUCGAGGCAAAAGUUGGAGGCUCAGAGGCAGGAGAACCUUGGCGUAAAAGAGGAGUUUGACAAGCUCAAGGAUGGCGAGCAGAUCUACAAGUUGGUCGGCCCCGUGUUGCUGAAGCAGGAUAAGGUGGAGGCCGAGAGCACAGUCAAGGGCCGUCUGGACUUCAUCACCAAGGAGAUCGAGAGACAUGAAGGAUUGAUCAGAGACGCCCAGGGUAAGCUGGAGAAGAAGAAGGGCGACAUCAUCCAAAUUCAGACCAGCGCACAAGCUGCGGCGGCUCAGGCACAGAAGGCAUGA